This is a messenger RNA of Auanema sp. JU1783, 846 nucleotides long. The record is from the annotation of a GenBank genome assembly. NCBI's taxonomy places the organism in Eukaryota, Metazoa, Nematoda, Chromadorea, Rhabditida, Rhabditidae.
AUGGGUCUCGGUAGAGACUUGGACGAUUCCAGGCCUCUAAAGAUUGUCACAUUCUCUGAUGUCGAAGAAGACUUGAGUAGUGAGAAUGAUUUGGUUGAGAACCUGUUGGAGCAAACCGAUGAGGUUGAUCGUAAAGCUGCUCAUAUCAGACGACGCUAUCGACGCAAUCCGUUCUUAGUGUCCUUAACUCCUAAGGUUCCAAAGUCUCGUUCGAGCGGAAAAAAAAAGAAACGUUACAACGAAACAAUUGAAAUGAUCAAUGCGACCAUUGAUGACUUGUGCUUGGAUUGCUCUGAUAUAAUGCAGGAAACACACACACCAUUUCGUCGUCUGUUCUCGAAUCCAAGAAACAUGAAAGCUUGGAGGAGUUUCGUUGAGGUCGAAAAACGUGAGCAAAAUUCGAUGACAGAGAACAAUGAAUUCCUUAUUCUGGAUAUGUCGUUACUUUCUCUUGAGGAUGAUCAUGAUCGUUACAACAAGAUCAAUGACAUAUUCGAUGAGCUUUUGCCAUGCCAGCGAUCACUCCUCUUCCAAUGUGAGACUAUCUUGAACUCAAUGGAAUCAUUGGAACAGGAACUUCGAGCUUGCUUUGUAGCAUCACCUACUGCAAGCUCAAUUUAUUUGUUCAAAUCAGAAUUGGAAAGAGUAACAUGUAAUGUUAUCUCCCAGUACCUCGGUCUUUCCUCUGAGAAUUACAAACAAGGCAAGAAAGUCAUAACAGAAGUGAGCAAUGGGGCCAAAACAUUCGCUUGCCCCGAUACCACUAUGGCAGUCGUACUGUCCGACAGUUCAAAGUUCUCUGGCAGAACAAAAUCCAAUUUUUUGGGAAAAAAUCUUAAGGAAUAG